Pistacia vera is the source of this 1744-nucleotide messenger RNA. RefSeq names its product UDP-glycosyltransferase 74F2-like. Gene Ontology annotation, molecular function: UDP-glycosyltransferase activity. The record is from RefSeq and is a predicted model, not a curated record. Lineage: Eukaryota; Viridiplantae; Streptophyta; Magnoliopsida; Sapindales; Anacardiaceae. The transcript has 2 exons. The coding region runs from base 92 to 1465 and encodes 457 amino acids.
UCCGAAUUGAUAGGAUAUUAAGAAAUUCAGUGAGCUCUCUAGACUUAGGUUUCUUCAACUUUCUUUUACUCUCAGCUUGAGUGACUACAAAAUGGAAGAUAGGAUCUAUAGAGGUCAUGUUCUUGUAGUUCCUUAUCCAAGCCAAGGUCACAUAAACCCAACUCUUCAAUUUGCUAAACGUUUGGCCUCCAAGGGGCUCAAAACCACUUAUGCCAUAACCAAUUUCAUCUCCAAGACCAUGAAGCCUCAGCCCUCCGGCUCUGUGCAAUUUGAAACAAUUUCCGAUGGCUUCGAUGAAGGCGGCUUCGCAAAAGCUGAGAGUAUCCAUGAUUAUCUCCGAAAGAUGGAAGCUGCGGGCUCGAAAACUCUAGCUGAGCUCAUUACAAAGUAUGAGCAAUCCUCGAACCCUAUUGAUUGUAUCGUUUAUGACCCUUUUUUGCCUUGGGCUUUCGAGGUCGCCAAGCAGUUUGAAUUGCUUGGAGCUGCGUUUUUCACACAAACGUGUGCGGUUAACUAUAUUUAUUAUCUUGUUCAUAAUGGGCUGUUGAAGCUUCCGAUUUCUUCGACGCCGGUUUCCAUCCCUGGAUUGCCGUUGCUUGAGCUUCCGGAUAUGCCGUCGUUCAUUUAUGUUGCAGGUCAAUAUCCAGCUUACUUUGAGAUGGUGUUGAACCAGUUCUCCAACACAGAUAGAGUUGACUUCAUUCUUGUCAAUACCUUCUACAAGUUAGAAGAUGAGGUUGUGGAUUCAAUGCAUAAAAUUUGUCCACUGCUAACAAUCGGUCCAACAAUUCCAUCUUUCUACUUGGACAAUCGCGUCGAAAAUGACAAAGAUUAUGAUCUCAAUCUCUUCAAACUAGACAAAUCCAUAUGCAUCGACUGGCUAAACGCAAAGCCAACAGGAUCCGUCGUUUAUGUGUCAUUCGGCAGCAUGGCUAAUUUAAGCAACAAGCAAAUGGAGGAGCUCGCAUGGGGCUUGAAGAACAUCAAUUUCCAUUUCUUGUGGGUGCUUAGAGACUCCGAGGACACGAAACUCCCACAAGGGUACAUUGAAGAGACGGCCAACAAGGGUUUGAUUGUGAAAUGGAGCCCUCAAUUGGAAGUGCUUUCAAAUAAAGCUUUGGGUUGUUUUCUCUCCCACGGUGGAUGGAAUUCAACUGUCGAGGCGCUGAGCAUGGCGGUGCCGAUGGUGGUAAUGCCGCAAUGGACUGAUCAGCCGACGGAUGCUAAAUUUGUUCAGGAUGUUUGGAAGGUGGGAAUUAGGGUUAGGGUUGAAGAGAAUGGGAUUGUGACAAGAGAAGAGAUUGAGAAAUGUGUACGGGAAGUAAUGGAGGGGGAGAGGGCAAGAGAAAUGAAAAUGAAUGCUGAGAAAUGGAGGAAGUUGGCCAUAGAGGCAGUGAGUGAAGGAGGCACUUCAGAUAAAAAUAUUGAUGAAUUUGUGUCCAAGCUGAGGAAGAGUAGUCAGUAGUUCAUGAAAAAAUCUAGAAUGCAACGGUGAUAUAUCAUGCACACCAUCCGCAAGUGAAUUUACACUAUCUCUGAAUUUUUAUUUCUGUCAUUCUUCACCUUUAAAAUUAAUUGUAAUUGAUUACUCGAUGUGCAUGUACUGUCUUGUAGUACCGCUUCAAUAAUACUAAUGUGAUACUAUAAACUUGUUCUAGAUUAAGUCUUUUAAUCUUCUAAAUUUUUGGAUUGUUUGAAUAAUUAAUUGUGUGCAAUGCAGCAUGUUAUUGUUCAUUGAAUUUCA